AUGACCCGCCCUGUCCGCAACAACGCUAACAGAAACCCUGCUCAGAUUCUGAAGGACGCCGCCCCACCGCGACGCACAUCGGCUCAAAAGCAGGCAGAUGACGCAAAAGCUGCAGCGAAAAAAGCUGAAAUUGAAGAGAAAGCAUCAGAGAUUCGUCAAGAAGGUGUACGAAAAAUCGCCGCCAUGGAAGGCUUACUCAGGAGACAGGAUCAUGCUUAUGGCACGAAUGUACCAAGAGGAUUGCCUGAGAAAAAACAGAUCCUGGCAUCAGAGAAACAUGACGAAGACGAAGACACUGACGGCGAGUAUGAAUUAUCCAGCGCGCACUCUGAAAGUGUUAGUUCUGAGUUGCCCAGUGAUGAUCAAAGUGCCGGUUCAGAGUCAGAAGCUCGCAGGAAGUCUCAUAAAGCAAAAUCACACAAGACAAAGGGGAAUAAGAGAAAAGAGAGGCUGUUAAGGCAGGAAGUGGCGGCUAAUAGAAAGACUGUUGCAAGUGCUGGAAGUUUGGCGAGAAAGUGUAAGAAUGAGAACGUUAAUGGUGAAAUAGAUGUCAAUGCCAGUGAACGGGUACCACAACAUAAGCGUGCGAAGGCCACUCAGUUGGCCAGUAAUUUAAAUCCAGACUGGCAGAAAACAGUUGGACUAUUAGUGAAGGGAUCAGCGAGCAGGAACUUGAAAUCACUUGACACAGACGAAGUUGACACGAGCCUUAUUCCACAGGUGGAGCGAUCUCAGCCAUCUUCGCGAGCAUCAAGCCGUGCUGGCAGCCGUUCGACCCCAGACACUAGCAGUGACCUGGUAGUUGGAGAGUUUGAUUUGGACGAGCCCGAGGAGACGAUUGCCGCUGCACGAGAGCACAAGAGCACUAAGGUCAAAGAUGUGAAGACCUCAGCUAGAUAUCGCACAACUGCAGGAAUGGGCCUCAAGAUCAAUAAAAAGGGUGCCGACGACGCUGUGACGGAAGAAGUGAAAGCGGUGAAAAUGUUAAAGCCGCAAAAGCCGCUCCGGAAACUCAGGCUCGAAGACCUUCCUUUGCAGGACAAAAGUGAUCGUGAUGUUUGGAACCGCUUGGUUUGUGCGGUGAUAGACUGGGCUGGUACCACUACUGACCCAUUUGGCACCAACGAGCAUCCUGAGUUGUCACCAAAAUUGCAAGAACUCUGGAAUGUUUUUUUUGAACAUAACACUGUGGACAUCAAUGAACACCCAGCUAUCAAAAAAAUAGCUACCGACCGCUUGAAUGAAUGGCGCAGCAUGUUCGGCAAGGAUGCUCUCAAAAUUCUCAAACGUCACUUCAAACAUCCCGAGUUUCGACAUGACCUUGAGGCCCGCGUCAAAUUCGUUCGCGACCACUUGCCACGCAAAGUCAAUAAUCAAAAACGUGUUCCGUUUAUUUAUGCGGACAUUGAGGCCUUUAAAGGUGCUUGGUUGUCACCCGAACUGCUGGAACUUGUCGCUGGUCACAUCAAACGCUGUGGGAAGGCGUUUGGUGUAUUCGGAAAGCCGAUUGGUGCUCUAGGGCUGGCUGCUGCUGCUUAUCAUCGUGCGCUGUCCCUAUACACCGAUGGCAAGUCUGCCAAGGAGGCAGCGAAGGAAGCGAAACGCCACGGCAACAGCGACAAUGCGGGUGGGAAAAACUCGAAAAAUAUUGACUUUGACACAGCGUGGGGGUCUGUGACUAUGCGCUACGCAGAACAAGCCAGCGGUUUGCCUGCGAGCAAGUGGGAUUCCAUCGAGGAGGCAUUGUCGGAGUUGAUUGGGACAGAUACAAGGUCUGACGAUGGAGACUACUACUCUGAUGAUGACAUUAUGGAUAUCCGCGGUGUGGUCCUCCUCUCUGACGGCGAGGAUGAUGGUCCUCAACCCAUAGAAGACUUAGAUGGUUGUUAA
Suillus clintonianus is the source of this 1890-nucleotide messenger RNA. RefSeq lists its product as uncharacterized. Bases 1 to 1890 code for a protein of 629 amino acids. The transcript has 9 exons. Lineage: Eukaryota; Fungi; Basidiomycota; Agaricomycetes; Boletales; Suillaceae. The record is from RefSeq and is a predicted model, not a curated record.